This is a messenger RNA of Capronia epimyces CBS 606.96, 684 nucleotides long. RefSeq lists its product as uncharacterized. Gene Ontology annotation, cellular component: mitochondrial large ribosomal subunit; ribosome. The coding region runs from base 1 to 684 and encodes 227 amino acids. Gene Ontology annotation, biological process: translation. Lineage: Eukaryota; Fungi; Ascomycota; Eurotiomycetes; Chaetothyriales; Herpotrichiellaceae. The record is from RefSeq and is a predicted model, not a curated record. Gene Ontology annotation, molecular function: structural constituent of ribosome. The transcript has 2 exons.
AUGUCGUCUAUAAAGUAUCGCCAUCUCAGCCGCGACUCGGCGCACCGACAAGCGCUCCUCCGCAACCUAGUGACGUCCCUGAUCGCGAAUGAAUCGAUAUCAACGACCUACGCAAAAGCAAAAGAAGCUCAACGGCUCGCCGAGAAACUGAUCACGCUGGGCAAGAAAAACACGAGCGCUGCCAGACAGCGUGCAAAGACCAUCUUUUUCGAGCCCGAACGACAUAUGGACAAACUAUUCAACGUACUACGGCAACGCUACGAACACCGUCCGGGCGGGUACACGCGAGUGCUACGACAAGAGCCGAUUCGGGACGAUCAGGGGGAGUCGGCUAUUUUGUCGCUGGUCGACGGGCCGCGAGACAUGCGCUUCAGUAUGACGGCGAAGGCGCUGGUGCGGCAACGCAAGGAGGGCCUGCCCAUGCAUGAACUUACGGCCGUCAAUGUCCGCAAGGUCACGCGCUUCCGCGAGGGCGGCGAGGAAGCUCUGGAGCAAGAAAUCCAGAGGCUCGAGGCCGACCUAGAGGCGCAGGCUGAGUUGGAGGACAAGCAGUUCGAGGAAGAUGGCACGCUAUUCGAAUGGGUCAGGGGCGAGAAGGAUCGCAGAUCCACGGCGAAGGGGAAGGAGAAGAACGGGCCAGGCCGGCUCAGAAGGCAGAGGGUUGGGGAGGACAAGGAGUAUUGA